Messenger RNA from Ilex paraguariensis (yerba mate), 1532 nucleotides. The record is from the annotation of a GenBank genome assembly. Lineage: Eukaryota; Viridiplantae; Streptophyta; Magnoliopsida; Aquifoliales; Aquifoliaceae.
AUGGUGUUCCAAUGGCAUAUCUCAAUCUUCUCUGUCCUCUCCUUGUUCUUCUUCAUUGUCUUCCUUCUCAAAUGGUUUUUCAACACUCCAAAAACCCAAGAAAACCUACCUCCUUCCCCACCUAAGCUUCCAAUUAUAGGAAACCUUCACCAGAUUGGGUUGUUACCUCACCGCUCGCUCCGAGCAUUAGCUCAACGUUAUGGCCCACUCAUGCUGCUUCAGCUCGGCGGUGUGCCAGUGCUCAUAGUCUCCUCAGCCGAUGCAGCCCACGAAAUCAUGAAAACCCAUGACCUGAUAUUCUCAAACAGACCCAAAUCAAGCAUUGCCAGUAGACUUCUCUAUGACUCUAAGGACAUAGCAUUUGCUCCUUAUGGAGAGUAUUGGAGGCAGGUGAAAAGCAUAUGUGUGCUCCAACUUUUAAGUAACAGGAGGGUUCAGUCAUUCAAAAACGUCAGAGAAGAAGAAACAGCACUUAUGAUUCAGAAAAUUAGGCAGAACUGUUCUUCUUCUUCUUCAGUUGUGAAUUUGAGUGAGAUUUUAAUAUCACUUACGAAUGAUGUGGUUUGUAGGGUGGCGUUGGGAAGAAAGUACAGUGGAGGGGGAGAGGUUAUGGAAUUGUUGGGGGAGUCUGCGCAAUUAUUGGGUGUUUUUAAUGUUGGGGAUUAUAUCCCAUGGCUUGGGUGGAUGAAUCGUGUAAAUGGUUUGGAUGCUAAAGUAGAGAAAGUAGCUAAAGGGCUUGAUGAAUUUCUGGAGGGUAUUGUUAAGGACCACACGGAGAGGAAGAAAGGAAAGAAUGAUGGUGGUGGUGGUGAUAGUGUUGAAGAAGGGACAGACUUUGUGGAUAUUUUGCUUGAAAUUCAGAGAGAGAAAAUGACUGGCUUUUCUAUUCAUAGAGAUACCAUUAAAGCCCUUAUCAUGGUAAGCAUAGCUCUCUACCCCUCUGUGUGUUUAUAUAGUUCUUUAGUUAUUCUCAUUGGUUUACACCGUCUUAGAUCACUUAUCAACACGGCUUUAGGUGUCUUGCAAGUUUUGAGUCAGUUGGUAUAGCCUCUAGGAAAGAAUCCAUGUAGUAAUAUUGAAAAUUCCAACACAAUCAAAAUUAGUUGAGCAAUGCUACUUGAAAUUAAUAUUUGUUGUGCUGUAAUUGAUUUAAUUAUGAGUUCUAGCAUUUAUUGAGACUUAUUACCUAUUCAAUAGUUAUAAUUGAUCAAUUAGACAAAUCAUGUCAAUAUUUUAAGUUCAAAUAAUAUUUCUCAAGUAAUUAAAAGGCCAUCAAUGUCAAGUUAUGAUUCAAAGUGGUCAAUCACAACUCAAUUGGGUCAAAUUAUGACUCAAAAAUCUUUAAAUCGAUUCUAAUUUCUCUAAUGUUAAAAGUAUUUCAUUCUUGGGAGAAGUAGUUUACCCAUAACACUUGUAAAUCUAUAAAAAAAAAAAAAACAGUAUAUAAAUCAUGUACCAAUCCGAAAUUAAUUUUUCAAGAAAUUUAUUUCUUUGUAGGAUAUGUUUGGUGCUGGGACUGAGACAACAUACAC